AUGGUGUUCAUGGGUCAAUUUGGGAUGCUGGUGGCUAUGGCAGCCCUGGCGGUUGCUGCACCGGCACGACCAGUGCCUCGAGAUGUCUCAUCCGCUACGUUGAGCGAGUUGACUCUGUUCGCCGAAUAUGCGGCGGCCGCGUACUGCUCGAACAAUAUUGGCUCCACGGGCGAUGCCAUAUCAUGCUCAGGAGGCUACUGCCCAGAGGUGCAGUCCGCAGGAGCGACGACCCUAUACGAAUUUGAAGACUCUACCGACUUUGGCGACGUGACAGGCUUCUUCGCCGUCGAUAAUACCAACAAAUUGCUGGUGCUGUCCUUCCGAGGCAGUUCUACCCUCAGCAAUUGGAUUGCCAACCUAGACUUUGGUUUAACCGAUGCCAGUAGCCUCUGCAGUGGCUGCGAGGCUCACUCUGGAUUCUACAAGUCCUGGGGAGUCGUCGCUGAUACUCUGACCGCGCAAGUUGCGAGUGCCGUGUCGACUUAUCCCAGUUAUACACUGGUCGUGACCGGUCACAGCCUGGGCGGUGCCUUGGCUGCGCUGGGUGGAACUGCCCUCCGCAAUGCGGGAUAUACUGUGGAUAUAUAUACCUAUGGCCAACCACGUGUAGGUAACACCGCGCUGGCCGACUAUAUGACGAAUCAGGGCUCCCUCUGGCGUGUCACCCACUCGAAUGACAUCGUGCCCAAGCUACCUCCAGCUUCGUGGGGAUUCACCCAUGCCAGUCCUGAGUACUGGAUUACCAGCGGUAAUGAUGUGACCGUCACGACUAGCGAUGUCACCGAAGUCACUGGCGUGGGCUCGAGUGCUGGUAAUGCUGGAACAAGUGGAGAUACUCAGCGCCUGUCACCUCCCCCCAAUAUCGCCAUGUUGUUCGCCCCGAGCGGACCGCAGAGUCCCCGUCGUCGCAAUCGCCUGAAAGCUAUCUUUAUCACCAUCGGCAUCGUCCUCGCAAUUUAUUUCCUUUUCUUCGCCGGCAACGAAUCUUCCCAUUCCACCUAUCAUGACCAACCUAACAAAUAUGCGCAUAAACCUGAAUCCCUCACGACACCCAAGGCUGCGGACGAGCUGGCUCGCCCUGUGGUCCGACGACACAAGGAUAUGGUCGUGGCCAGCAUGAAGAGUGAUGAUACCUCGUGGCUGGCCGAGUACUUUCAAGAUUGGUCGCGGAGUAUCUACGUGGUGGAUGAUAUGAAUGCCCCGUUGACCGUUGCGCGCAACAAAGGGCGCGAGUCGAUGGUGUAUUUGACGGUCGCUGACAUGAAACCCCUCUUGACUCACAGAUACAUCAUUGACAACUACGAAAACCUUCCCGAUAUAAUGCUCUUCAUCCACUCCCAGCGCUACCAAUGGCACAACGACGACCCCUACUACGACGGUGUCCCCAUGUUGCGCAACUUCCAAACCUCCUACCUCCAAAAAGAAGGAUACGUGAACCUCCGCUGUGUCUGGACCCUCGGUUGCCCAGUGGAGAUUCACCCCCUCAGCGAUAUCCACCGUGAAGACGUACACGCGGGCGAGUACUUCAAACAUGCCUUUAUUGAAUUAUUCCCCGAUAAACCGGUGCCCGAAGAAGUCGGCGUAUCAUGUUGCGCGCAGUUCGGUGUGACUCGGGACCGAGUAUUGAUGCGGCCCAAGAGCGACUAUGAAUUCUAUCGCAAGUGGCUUACGGAAACGGAAUUGAAGGACGAGAUGAGUGGACGGAUCAUGGAGUAUUCAUGGCAUAUGAUAUUCGGCAAGGAGCCUGUCCACUGCCCGGAUGCCAAAGAAUGCUACUGCAAUGUCUUUGGGCUGUGCAAUUUGAAUUGUCCCGGACCGAAUGCGUGCGAUGACCGAUAUGUUCUGCCUCCCUACUCACCGCUGCCCAAGGGCUGGCCGUAUCUUGGGUGGAAUGGCCAGAAGCAGGACCCAACACAUGGGCUGCCUGAAUCUUGA
Molecule: messenger RNA, 1935 nt
Organism: Penicillium cataractarum
Lineage: Eukaryota; Fungi; Ascomycota; Eurotiomycetes; Eurotiales; Aspergillaceae
Product: Lipase class 3
Exons: 7
Coding region: 1-1935 (644 amino acids)
Biological process (GO): lipid catabolic process
Source: RefSeq, a predicted model, not a curated record